AUGGCAACACUUAAAAAAACUUUACAGGAAAAAUACUGUGUGGAAUUUGAAGUUUUAAGGACUUCCAAGGCUUGUCACAAAUUACCGCCCUACAAUUUAUUGAUAGAAGGUGAUCGCAUAGUAGUACGCUGUGACGUGGAAGCUUUCAUCCAGGACUUUGCUGCCUCCACAGACAACAAUCUAACUUCAUCAACUUUAAAAUCUAAACAUCACAAUGACUCGUUAUACAAUAAAAUAGACUUAGGCACCAGUUCGACGGAGGAGGAUUUAAAUGACAGUGAUGAAAAUAUGAUUGACAAUAGCAGCAGCAGCAGUAGUAGUAGUGAUGAACAUGAUGAUUACGAUACGGCCUCAUUAACGAUUAAAACUACAUCCACUACUACCACAACAACGACUACAACUACUACCACACCUUAUCCACCGCCACAAUCUAUACAGUAUCAUUGUCGUGGCGAGGGUUUACCCGGUCGCACUACAAGAUGGAGUGCUUUGGCAGCGCCCUCAUGCCGAGGCAAAUGGUUAAGAUUGACUCUGGAUACACCGAAAAAAUGUACACAUGCACAGUUUAUAUUCGUUUAAGGCAGAGCGUAAGCGGUAGAGCAAGAGUGCUUAACUAGUUUUUUGUACAAUUAGUUUGGAAAAAAAAAUUAUAAAAAUUUACUAAUAAUUUCAUUAAAAUUUUAAUUUUUCUUAAAAUUUUUAUUAAAAUUUUUAUAAAAACCUUAAAUUGUCUUAAUUUGAAAUCAUAUUUAGUAGUUAAACUUUCUUAAACUUUUCUUUUCCUAGUUUAACUAAACUUGGUUAAAUUGAGUUUAAGUCUUAAAAAUGUUAUCAAACGUUUUUAAACAUUCCUAAAACCUUUAAACAACAUAAAUUUUUAGCAGUGAUGCCAUAUUUUUGCUAUUUUUAAAACUUUAUAACAAAAAUAUGGCAACCCCGAAAUUUAUAUUUUUACCAAAAUGUUUAUUUUUUAUCCCUAUUUUAUAAAAUGGGCUUAAAUUUAGCUAAACUUUAAUUUAAUGAUUUAACCUAAGCCUAGUUUAACAAAUUUUAAGACAUUCUCUAAGACCAAAUUUAUUUAAAAGAUUUCUUAUCAUCCCUAAAGUUUAGGGCCUAAAUUCAAUUUAUGUGGGAAAUUCUUUAAUUUUGGUCAAAUAGAAGAGUUUUUUUACAAAAAUUCUGCGAAAAAUAUGACAACACCCAAAAAAAUUUGUCAUACAAUUUAAGGACUUUUGAUGAAGUUUCAUAUUAUGGGGUUAUAUUUCACUAAACUUUGUUUUUGCAAGUUUAACUAAACUCGUUUAAUCCAAGUUUAAGUUUUUAAAAAUCCAGAAUACGAAUGUUUAAUGUAUGCAAACAUAUUUUAUAAUAAAAUUUUUUUAAUUUUUUGCAUUAUUUAAGAAUUUUUACGCAAAAAACUGCUAAUAAUAUGGCAACACCCAAAAAAUUUUGUCAUACUAAUUAAAGACUUUUGAUGAAGUAUCUUUUUGUGGUAAAAUUUUGCACUAAUCUUAGUUUUUUCAAGUUUAACUAAACUCGAUUAAAGCAAGUUUAAGGUUUAAAAUCCCAAGUUUAAGAUUCUUGGAUAUCUGUAAUAACAAUAAACAAUAUUAUUUUUUUAUUCAAAAAAUUAUUUGGUGAUUUUUUAUUACAAUUUGUUUAAAUUUCCA
Molecule: messenger RNA, 1670 nt
Organism: Lucilia sericata (common green bottle fly)
Lineage: Eukaryota; Metazoa; Arthropoda; Insecta; Diptera; Calliphoridae
Exons: 3
Coding region: 1-579 (192 amino acids)
Source: RefSeq, a predicted model, not a curated record